AUUUAUCCAGUCUCGAUUUUUCUCACUGGUACAUUUCAGACACACGUCAUUAAAAAAGAGCGUAGUUCAGCGUGGCAACUACAUCGUUCACAAAAUUUGACAUUUCUUAUGUCAUACGUCAUAACAAGAAAGCGACCAAAAGAAAAUUUGAGUUUUUCAUGAAAAUUCGGAUAAAAGAGGAGCAGGAAAAACAAACCAUUUUCUGGCGCAGACUCGAUGGAAAAUCGUAAAAUAUAAACACGCUGCGAGAGAGAUUUUGCGAAAAGUCUUGGCUGAAUAGUAGCGCGAAAGUAAAAACGGAUGGGAAUGACCAGAGCAGCACGAAAAUAAAGUUUCAAACAAAUUUAAAGGCCUAUAGCGCAGGUGAGCAAGCGUAAUUCAAAGCAAUUGGCUGCGACGUAUUGCAGUGCACUGGCCAAGGGGUGAACAUGACAAAGUACAUACGUAUGUACCUACAUAUGCAUAUGCAUAUAAAAAGUAGAUGUGGUCUUGGUGGUUAACUGAUUGACAAAAGCACGAACAAAUAUGUACACUCACACUGCCAUGCGCACGCCAGCUCCAAGCAGUCGUAUCAGCAGACUGUGAGUGGGGCCCAUUGACUGCUGGUGGAUGGUGCUAAACAGAAAAUGCGUGAGAGCUUUAAGAAUUUAGUUGGCGAAGAACAUGGACGUUAGCAGAACGUACUGCAAAAUUACGGUCUAUUGCGAACAGUCUUUUAUACUUAGAAGAGUUGUGAAAAAGUAAAAAAAAAAAUCGCCUCAUGUACCUUGGAAAAGUGCUUCAAACGCAAAUUCUUUCAUUUAAUAGCUGCGCAAGUGGAAAAUGUUGCGGAAUUCCAAGAGUCAAAUAUUAAAGCGAUUACGAUUUUUUUUUUAAAUAUCAAACCCAAAAACGCUAAUAAAACACGAAAUACCUUGCAAACGGGUUUGAAGGAAUGAUAUGUUCCAAUGCAGUAAAGAACCGUGAUACACAUACAUACAUAAGUUUCCGUAAAAUUGUUAAAAAUCAAUGUAAAAUAAACUGAAAAUUACGGUGUUAUAAAAUUUCCUUGCGAUUCGGAAUACGCCUUUAUAUCUGGCGAUUGGCUUUAUAAAUAUAGUUACUCUUAUGUCUGAGAACGUCAUCUGUGUGUCAGGAAAACUAUAAAAGUUUUCAUAAACCUGAAAAGGGAAAAGUAAAAAGAUAAAGAAUAAAAUUAAAAACGACGCUUAUAAAUAAAAUACAAAAAGGGAAUCAGCGCAGCUACGGAUAAGCGCAAGUCGAGCAGUGGGGCAGGAGUAAAGUAAAACUCAGUUAAAGAAGUGAAAAUAUCGUACAUAUAAGUUUAUUGAAAUAGUGGCAGCGGCUUACAGAUUCAACAGCCAGGGGUCAUGUCUCUUGAAGAUCCAUUCUUCGUUGUGAAGGACGAAGUAUUUAAAGCAUUAAAUAAAACGCGCGGCCUAUACCUGCGUUGGCGUGAAUUGAGCGAUAGCAGCGGCAGCGCAGAAGUUGAAUGGACGACAACCGAGCUAAGAAACUCUUUGCGCAGCAUUGAGUGGGAUUUAGAAGAUUUGGAGGACACAAUUAGCAUAGUUGAAAAGAAUCCGAAUAAAUUUCGCAUUGAUAAUCGUGAGCUAUUGAGUCGGCGCCAUUUCAUCGACAACACGCGCGAUGAAGUCAAGCAGAUGAAAGAGAAGAUGAGCCUGAAUCGGAACAGGGACAGAGAUAUAACGGCACAUCAACCACUACUCGAUGAGCAUAAUCAGAACGAACUCAAUCAUCAAAACAAUCAGAACGGCAACGGCAACAAUUGCAACUACAACAACAACUAUAAUAACAGCCUAAACAACAGUAAUCAUCACAACAAUCAUAUUCAUCAUCAUCACGGUAUCAACGAUAAAACCUAUCUGGUCGAGUGCCCGAACGGUGGCAUAGGUGGCGGACUAUUACAGCAAAAUUCUUUGAUAACCAGCGGCAGUGGUGUAGCUAAUACAAUUGCUGGCACAAUGGCAGCAGCGGCACAACGUCACAGUGGUACAAAGUACUCCAAAUUGGAGAAUACGGUCGACAGUCCGGGUCAUUAUCCAUCGCUGGAUAGUCCGGGACAUCGAUUUGUGGGCGAAACUGUGUCGGUGCAGCAGCACAUGAUGCAGGGGCAGGACGAGCAGCUAGAUAUGAUAAGUGAUUCCAUUGGAACGUUAAAGACUGUGUCACGUCAAAUAGGCGUGGAAUUGGAUGAGCAGGCUGUCAUGCUCGAUGAUUUUGGUAAUGAAUUUGAUACAACGGAAUCCAAAUUGGAUACAACCAUGAAAAAAGUUGCCAAAGUAUUGCACAUUAAUAAUGAUAAACGUCAAUGGGCCGCUAUAUUCAUUCUAUCCGCGCUUUUGUUACUUGUGAUAAUUUUAUUUAUAGUUUUGUAAAUAUUGCGCUAAGUAAAAAAUUUCUGCAUCAUUGUUGACAUUUAUUUGCUAAUUAUUUAUAUUUAAAAUGAGUAAUACCAAAUUUGUAUGUAUAACUAAAUAGCCUAUUCAGAAUUUGUAUUUGUUUUAUUUCAUUUAUUGCUAGCAAAUUUUAAAAGCAAACAGUUACUACAUAUAAUAAACGUCCAGUAUAACUAUUUUGUUUACAUAUGUAAGUAACAGAAUUCUUAAAUUCGCUAUCGUUAAGGCGGCCUUGUCUAAAUUCUUGGAAAGUUCGUUCCAAAUUAUUAGUCGGUAAGUUUGUCGUAGGUUGAAAAUACAAAAUUUCAAUAUGAAAAAGCGAGUCGUUUAAAAGAAACAUCUAAUUUCUCGAUUUUCCAGCUAAACACCUUCUGGAUUUCAAAUCAGUAAAUAGUAUGUUCGGCAGUGUUUUACCGGCUCAAGGCUCGAAAACUGAACUACAUAUACAGGCUCCACACUUACAUAGAAGCGGUUUCUAAAGUUACUCGGCGGUUAUUUCUCUGCUAUAUGCAGUUGUAUAGUAGAAUGUUUGGCAAACAAUUUAUAUAAGACGUCGUCGGAGCUAUUCUGAUUGCGAAAAGAAGACUAGUAGUUUUAAUUAUCGACGCCAUUUUGGCAGGUAAUUUUAUAUUUUGCACUACAAACAACAACAAUUAAUGAUUUCAAACAGCUCGUGAGUGUGUACAAACUUACACUAACAAUUCUGUAGUAAUGUGCGCCUACAGAUAGGCAACAAUUCCUGAAAGGCACUUACUGAAUUAUCUGCUGAAGAGCUAACGAUAGCGAAUUUAAGAGUAGGUACUACAUAAGAACCUCUGAUCGUUUGGUUAUUUAAGAAUUUUUAUUAAUAUACAUAAGUAUAGUUUACUAUUUAUUGUUAAAGUACAUUUAACCGUUAUUAACUGCUGCGAAAGGGCAUUAUUAAUUAAAGUUUACCUAACCUCUUUCUCUUCAAGCCCAAUUGUUUUAAAUUUUCAAGUUUUCGUAACUAUUACUUUUACAUAAUUUAAUUUUUGGUUUAGCCAAUUCAAGUUUACUACCAUAUUUAAUACAAAUAAAUGUUUUUCUCACUUAGUUUUAAAACCUUUCUGCAAUUCAUAUUCACAUACAUACAGUUACUUAAAUAAAGUUGUAUCAAGCGGCGUGCAAACAAAUAUACAUACAUAUUUAAAAAUUCAUAUAAAUCGUUAUUUUGUCUUCAAAUUGUCAUAUACACAAUACCGCACAUAUAUGUAGCAAACAAUGAACAACUGUACUACUACUAAAAA
Molecule: messenger RNA, 3688 nt
Organism: Rhagoletis pomonella (apple maggot)
Lineage: Eukaryota; Metazoa; Arthropoda; Insecta; Diptera; Tephritidae
Product: syntaxin-6
Exons: 6
Coding region: 1371-2399 (342 amino acids)
Biological process (GO): Golgi vesicle transport
Cellular component (GO): membrane
Source: RefSeq, a predicted model, not a curated record